Molecule: messenger RNA, 463 nt
Organism: Cooperia oncophora
Lineage: Eukaryota; Metazoa; Nematoda; Chromadorea; Rhabditida; Trichostrongylidae
Source: the annotation of a GenBank genome assembly
AGUCCGAGUUACUUAUGAAAGGCUGAAGAAGUUUGCAGAUGAUAGGGAUUCAUCAAAAGUUCACGCUUUCUUGUCUUCUUAUGGUUGGCCAGAGGAUACGAACUUUGAAGAGAUAGUUCCUGACGUGCUGAGCUUAUAUUUGGAUCAUGAACAGUGGGGAAGUGUGAAGAAGAUGCUCAUUUCUUUAUCAGCUCAGUCGGAAAGAUGGCAGAAGGAAGAGGAUCCUUCCUACUGUCCAGUGAAAAACUACCACCUUUUGCAAAUCUUAAGAAGACUUUCGAAUGAAGGGGAGGAGAUUUCUCUCCAGAAGAUGACCAGUUACGCAUUUGAGUUGCGUAGGUUGUUUCCAGGAGGUGAGUGUGAAAGGGCACUGCUCGAACAUUGUACUAAAUCAGGUGGAAGUUUCAAAGAAUUUGCGCAACAUCGUAGCACAGCUGCUACUGUUCGCGUUCUUUGGAAAUGA